Messenger RNA from Lichtheimia ornata, 1962 nucleotides. RefSeq lists its product as uncharacterized. NCBI's taxonomy places the organism in Eukaryota, Fungi, Mucoromycota, Mucoromycetes, Mucorales, Lichtheimiaceae. The transcript has 2 exons. Bases 1 to 1962 code for a protein of 653 amino acids. Gene Ontology annotation, molecular function: protein binding. The record is from RefSeq and is a predicted model, not a curated record.
AUGAUCGAUCGUUACACGGCAACAACUACAACAGGCAAUGAACUGGAGGAUGUCACUGCAGAGAUAUCAUCUUGUAUGCACACCCUCAUGCAGCUGUACCAAAGACGAUCCCAUAUACACGCUUCGAUUGCUCACUUUGAUGAUGCUUUGCUUGAUGCGAAUGCCAUACGCAAUAUGGAUCCCCAAUCACCUCUUGGAUACCUUUGCAUGGGAGAUGUUUACAGGCAACAAGGGAGGCAGCAAGAAGCCAUUGACAUUUACACGGUUGGCAUGGAGACAGCAUUAUCCAAUCAUCCUUCUUAUCCAUCCUUGUCCGAAUCAAGAGAGGCGGCUAGAUUGCAACAAAAGAAACGUGUCGAUUUCAUCACCCAAUUGCCAUUUGAUAUUGUGAACCAGUACAUUGCACCCAUCAUCCUUCAACAACGACAACGACGUUAUCCAGUAAAUGAUCCAUGGCCGUAUCUCAAUGUUUCGACUACUUGGCGAGAUCGACUCUUACGAUCAGGCCGAUUGCAUUAUCGCGUACAGGCUACAUCAGCAGGGGAUGAUGAUGCAUUUCACCAUUAUAAAGAAUACAUCGGCAGCCUAUCACUAUCCUAUGUUGGUGAAAACGGCAAUGACAAUUUCGACACAUUACCAUGGACAUCCAUGAGAUCGUUGAAGGAAUUGGAUAUUUACAAGGACGUGUUUCAUACCGGAGGACAAGCAACGGAUGUUUUGUCGUUAGUGAUGGCUAUUGGUGACCGAUUGACGCAUUUGACUUUGAAUAUUAAUGGCCAAUACGAGAUCAAUGAAGAUACCCAGCUUGUUCACCUUGAACAGAUAUUGCAACAUACGCCAUGUUUAUACGCGUUGGAUGUCACAGGUGCUGUUGUUAACGUGUGGAACGACAAGAACACUGUAUAUCCACAUUUAUGCCUAAUGCGUAUCCAUCAUCCCAUCCAUGCCAUGGAACAUGAGGCGGUGAUUCAUCUCUUGGAGCGCUUUCCUUCUUUACAAGCUCUUACACUCUUCCGUUGUACGACCAGCCAGGCAUUGCCAAUGAUACAUGAUUAUUGCCCAUCGCUCCAUUAUCUUCGCUAUGCUACGUCUUGUGAUGACGGCGAGUUUUCAGAUGUUGAUUCAUACGACGACUUUUACGCCUCCAAUUCGACUCCAGGAUUAAGGGUACUCCACCUUGGUGCUUGUCAGCCUACUACAUUCAAUGCAUGUGAUCUUAUGGCGCUACUCGAGAGACAUCAUGAGACACUUGAAGAAAUCUACAUUUCAGGGGAAUUGAAUACGUCAUCAUUGGUGUAUCCAGGCGUCAUGGACAUGUCGUUUCCCAAACUCAACUCGUUGCAUCUUCAUGAUUACGUCUAUGAUGGAUCGAUUGACCUGUGUACUUUAUUGAUGGAAACAAUCCCGCACACUAUCUCGAUACAAGGAAAUGCAGACCAUGGGCCAUUCUCACAUCUAAAAGCUUUCACCAUGCAUCUCGAGAACAGCGUGCAUAUCCAAUCAUUACAUAGCAUCGUGGAUUACUAUAUUACGCUCGGCCAAUCAUCAAGCUUAACCAGCCUUUCGUUGCACUUUUGCCUGGAGGAUGAUGAUUCCACAACCCAGUUGCUAUACAACAUUGGCGAUUUAGUUCAGCUGGAUAAGUUUACGAUUGACGUACGUGAGGGAUCCGUAAGCGAUCAUUCAUUUGGUCCAAUACUUGAAAGAUUUGGGAAACGGCAUCAUAGAUUCUCACGUUUGAAGCUACUCGGUGAUCAAGGCAUAUCCAAGAAUGUAUUGCGCCAUUUACAAUGCCUCGAUAUUGCGAAUUUGGAAUUGGGCUAUGGCUUGGAUGUAUUAGAUUUGGUUCAUGUGCUAAAAUGCAAGCCUCUUGAAUCGCUGAUCAUUGAUUGUUCACCGGAGUGCUCAGAUGUCCACGACAUAGUACAUGAGCAUUUUAAGGAUAUUAGAGUAUUCAUAUAG